AUGGUGUUCUCCGUGGGGGUGAUCCACGGGGGGGGGCUCCGUCUACCCCCCAGCGGCCUCCGUGUGGGGUGGGCGAGCAAGGAGAAGGAGAAACCCAUGGAGGCGCGGGUGAAGGUGGAGGACGACCAGAAGGAGGAGGAGGAGACGGCGCGGGGCGAAGACCGGGAGAGCGGAAUCGGGGACGGACGGGGACAACCCCCCGACGUCGGGAACGAGGAUGAGCGGAGGGGAAACGAAUCCCGGAGGGACCCCAAAUCCCACCGGAAGCCCCACAAGUGCGAGGAGUGCGGUCGCCUCUUCAACUGGAGGAACCACCUCACCCGCCACCGCCGCCUCCACACGGGCGAGAGGCCCUACAAGUGCUCCGUCUGCGGGAAGGGCUUCAACGACGGUUCCCCCCUCCUCAUCCACGAGAUGCUCCACCGCGGGGAGAAGCCCUACAAGUGUUUGGACUGCGGGAAGAGCUUCAGCCAAAGUUCUCACCUCAUCUCCCACCAGGUGGUCCACACCGACGAGAAACCCUACGUCUGCCCCGACUGCGGGAAGAGCUUCGCCCGACAGCAGUAUCUCCUCAUGCAUCGACGGGUCCACACGGGAGAGAGACCUUACGAGUGUCGGGAUUGCGGGAAGAGUUUCCGGAAGAGUUCCGACCUGGUCAGGCACAAGACGGUCCAUACGGGUGAGAAACCCUUCAAAUGUCCCGUCUGUGGCAAAGGUUUCACCCAAAACUUCCGCUGUAACGCCCAUAAGAAGGUCCACGGCACGGAGAAAUCCCACCUCUGCUCCGAGUGCGGGAAGAGCUUCACCCGGAGGUUCAACCUCCGCCUCCACCAGAAGCUCCACAGCGGGGAGAGACCCUCCGGCUGCCCCGAAUGCGGUUUGAGGUUCACCAACACUUCCCACCUCAUCGUCCACCGCCGGAUCCACACCGGGGAGAGGCCCUACCGCUGCCACGCCUGCGGGAAGGGCUUCACCAUGAGCUCCAAGUGUCUGGAACACGAGAGGACCCACACGGGAGAAGCUCCAUACCGUUGCACCCGUUGCGGCAACUGCUACCGCACCAAAGUCUCCUGGUUGACCCACCUGAAGGUCCACCUGGAUUAA
Molecule: messenger RNA, 1104 nt
Organism: Charadrius vociferus (killdeer)
Lineage: Eukaryota; Metazoa; Chordata; Aves; Charadriiformes; Charadriidae
Product: zinc finger protein 239-like
Exons: 3
Coding region: 1-1104 (367 amino acids)
Biological process (GO): regulation of transcription by RNA polymerase II
Cellular component (GO): nucleus
Molecular function (GO): RNA polymerase II transcription regulatory region sequence-specific DNA binding; DNA-binding transcription factor activity, RNA polymerase II-specific
Source: RefSeq, a predicted model, not a curated record